ACACGCGCACAGCGCACUCCGUAUCUCGGGGAGUUUUGAACGAAUAGAGGACGAAGAGCAGUAGAGUUUCAUAACUGGGGAAGUUUUGUCUCUGUGCCAGGCCGGACUAUCUGUCAUCGGGAUUUUUUGUUUUGUUUUCCAGACUGCGGUGGGUUGACCGAUGCGUGUGACAUCGUAUUGUGCUUUUCGAGUGCGUCACUUUUUCAACGGAAUUCUAAACGGAGUUUUAGACAAACAAAACGUUUUUACGGAGACAGUUGCUUAAAGAGAUCUAACCGACGGGAAUAACAAAUUACGCGCAAGACUCCGCCGUUACCAUUCAGAACCUGGGAUCAUGCUGAUUUAUGACUAUCCACAGAAGAACAACAUGGAGAUGACAAGACUGGAGUCUGUUUUUCAGCCGUAUCCCCCGACCGAGGCCUACAGCGUCAUCUUCUCCCCUCACUCAUACCAGCCCACACACACCCAGUUCACACAACCUUUCUCACACACACUCACACACACCUCCAACCCCACAGCACAAACACAACUGGAACCAGUUGACCUGUCCAUCAGUAAAAGACCCUCCUCUUCAUCCUCUCCCUCUUCAUCCUCUUCCUCCCGCUCCUCCCCUGCCUCACCCCACCGCCGCUCUUCCCCCCAGCCCUCACUUCCCUUCCCUCUGAUGUUAGGGUCAGGCUCUGGGGUCACAGGGGUCGUUCAGGGGUCAGGGGUCAUGCUAUCCCAGGUCAUGCUUCAGCCGUUGCCUGUCCUCUUCCCCUCUGCUUUGCACCUGCCAAUCAUGGUCAACCACACUGUGUCUAAUGACAACCGGGAUCACCAUGACCACCAUCACCAUCAUCACCAUCAUCAUCAUCACCGGCCCACAGGCAGCUCUCAGCCCAACACAGCAUCCUCUAUGAAGACCGAGCUCAGAGGUGACACCCACCACGACCUACACAAACCAAUCAAAACGGAGCAUGCCCACGAAUACAGCCAAGAAAUGACCUCAUCAGUCAUGAGUGGGCCACGAGCCUAUAGCGAUAACAACCCAUCUGUGAUUGUCCAUUCUGGAGGUAAACAUCCACUGCCGGUUGAGUCUCCUGAUUCGCUCAAGAAGCGACGAAUCCAUCGUUGCGAUUUCAACAGUUGCAACAAAGUCUACACCAAAAGCUCCCAUUUAAAGGCUCACCGCCGCACACACACAGGAGAGAAACCCUAUAAGUGUGUAUGGGAGGGGUGUACAUGGAAGUUUGCCCGUUCGGAUGAGUUGACACGACACUUCCGCAAACACACCGGGGUCAAGCCGUUCCAGUGCCUGGACUGCGACCGUUCCUUCUCCCGCUCAGAUCACCUGGCUCUGCACAAGAAACGCCACCUGCUGGUCUGAACACGCCACUGCAACUGAAUGCAACUGAAUGCAACGCCUGCAGAACUCACCAUGAAUGCAGCCAUGUGAUAGUUGGACGUUGGACCAAACUAAAGUUCCACCCAGCAGAAUUGGAAUAAAUCCCCCCACCACACUCACAUACAUACAUACACACACACACAAUUCCACACUCUUUUUUCAGACAGUUCUUCAUCCACCCAAACAACCACCCGAACAUCCACCCAAAUAUCCACCUUGCAUCCAUCCAGCCAUUCCUCCACCCAUCCCUUUAUUCAUCGACCCAUUCAGCUGUGCUCUUUGUCUAUUCAUCCUCUGUGAAAAAAAAUGGUCUGAGUACUGCACCCUCUGCUGGUUGGAGGAACUACUGCAGUGUCUCUGAACUCAGCGGGCACACACA
Esox lucius (northern pike) is the source of this 1766-nucleotide messenger RNA. It is a transcript of the gene klf3, whose product is annotated as Kruppel-like factor 3 (basic). The transcript is spliced from 6 exons. The coding region runs from base 335 to 1369 and encodes 344 amino acids. The record is from RefSeq and is a predicted model, not a curated record. Gene Ontology annotation, molecular function: RNA polymerase II cis-regulatory region sequence-specific DNA binding; DNA-binding transcription factor activity, RNA polymerase II-specific. Lineage: Eukaryota; Metazoa; Chordata; Actinopteri; Esociformes; Esocidae. Gene Ontology annotation, biological process: regulation of transcription by RNA polymerase II.